AGCUUUUAGACGCUUAGCGGAACGUACAGUCUUGAGGUAAUGUUUCCGCCCGACUACUUUAUAGGAGUGGACCCGUGAAGACAGCAAGGAUGGAAGUGAGGGACUCUAAUGCUGCUAUGCUCAGCAAUUAUGAGGUGUAUCAGUUGCUGAUGGAGCUGAAAGAGAAGAGGAAAGAGAGCGUUAAAAACAAGCACAGCACUGGGCAGCAGAACCUUAACACUAUAAUGUAUGAGACACUUAAGUAUCUCUCCAAGACACCAUGCGCUCACCAGAGUCCUGAGAUAGUGAAAGACUUCCUUAGUGCGAUGCUUCCACACAAACUCACCAAAGCAGAGAAACUGCAGCUGCUGAACCACAGACCACAGACGGCUGUUGAGAUCCAACUGAUGGUAGAAGAAAGUGAAGAACGGUUGACAGAAGAACAAAUUGAUGAGCUUAUUCAGACUGUCACAGACAUCCUUCCUGGUGAUCCUCAGCAAGAAGGUGGUGCCACAGAAGAUGCUGAAAUGGACGCAAGCACAGAUCAGUGAUUAAAAAAAUCCAGGAAUUCAGUAGGCAAAUAAGGAGAAACCCUGAAAACUGCAUCAUUUGGCUUACUACUAACAUUUGUACAUAAAUCCAUUUUAACUGAAAAAACACUGAUCUUCCACAUGAACUUGUUAAUACAUAUUGCCUUCACGCCUGCAAUAUUUUACAUUCAUUUUUUGCAUAACAUUUUGCAACUGAAGCUUGCAGCAUGUUUGGACAUUUACUAUCAGAUCAGCAUUGUCCGAGAUACUGAAGUGAGAAUGGAAAAAUGCUAUCUUUAUACUUCUUAGUCGUAUACUGUUAAACCACAUAAGCCAGUGUAUGUGACAUUACCCAACAAAAAGGCAGGGUUUGAGACAAAUAAGCAGUUUGCACAAUGCUGAACUGUUGGCUGUAAGCUUCCCUUGCUUAGCUCCAGUGCAAAAUUAAAGAAGGAAUCCUUGCAAACCAAACAUGCUUUAAGGAGCGAAUUGUGUAAAGCUAAGCUGUAAUUGAAGCAUUUUGAGGUUCAUUACAUUAAUGAAAGUUUGUAUUACUUAUAUUCAUUGUGAUUAAUUAAAGCUGGAUCAUGACAUA
This is a messenger RNA of Pangasianodon hypophthalmus (striped catfish), 1104 nucleotides long. It is a transcript of the gene crcp, whose product is annotated as calcitonin gene-related peptide-receptor component protein. Lineage: Eukaryota; Metazoa; Chordata; Actinopteri; Siluriformes; Pangasiidae. Gene Ontology annotation, biological process: transcription initiation at RNA polymerase III promoter. Gene Ontology annotation, cellular component: RNA polymerase III complex. Gene Ontology annotation, molecular function: nucleotide binding. Bases 90 to 530 code for a protein of 146 amino acids. The record is from RefSeq and is a predicted model, not a curated record. The transcript has 7 exons.